Molecule: messenger RNA, 1113 nt
Organism: Lithohypha guttulata
Lineage: Eukaryota; Fungi; Ascomycota; Eurotiomycetes; Chaetothyriales; Trichomeriaceae
Exons: 2
Coding region: 1-1113 (370 amino acids)
Source: RefSeq, a predicted model, not a curated record
AUGGCUCCUGACAUCAAUUCCGUCGUGACUGUCUCUCAACCUGUCUCAUUACCUGCUGUUGCACCUGCUCGGAGUUCAGCUGCACGCACAACUUCAAUAUCCAAUACGAAUCCCUUGUCACAAUCUCAGCAUACCAGUCCUGGACAAUCAAGACGAACGUCUUCAGCUAUGGGUCCUCCACCCUUGCCUGUUCCGAACAACAGCAGCUUACCCAAUUCACCUCGACCACCCCAUGCAGCUAUGGAACGGUCGCCAUCAUCACAGGGAUUGGCAGUAGGAUCGAGUCAAGGCCAGGGCCCAAUUCGUCAUCCACGACCCUUGACGGCGGCCGAGUUACACCUAGAAUUAGAGAAGGAGCAGGAAAGUAUCGUCAAUAGGCUCACCCGCGAGCUCUCCGCCCUCCGUGCCCAGACAGCCAGUGUUGCCAGUACUGCAUCAAGCACAUCCGACCUCUUCACAACUUCGACUUCGCACGAUCCUUUUCCUUACAGUAGUGGUACUGCUGGCUCAGCUGCAUACCCAAUUCCAACUUCCGCUCGCAGGCACAGAUCGAGCAGCAAUCUCUCCACUCGCUCGGCACGCUCAGCUCGAGAAGCAGUUCACAAUGCCGGUGCAACUUCUGUUUCUGGCGUCGCAGCGCCACGCGAUCCACCUACCGAGAGAUCAGCAAGACAGAGCCUGGACAUCCAACGACCUGACCCUGGCAGCCGCCAGAAUAGCUACAGUUACAACCAUGGCCUUGGUCUAAGCACCAGCACGAGUUCUGGAAAUAUGUACAGGAGUGCAAGCAACACUACAAGUCCUUAUGCUCCUGCUCCACCAUCUGGUUAUACCGCUGGCUAUUAUGGAAGGCAUUCUCGUGAGCCGAGCCAACAAAGCCAGCUUCCGUUGGCUGGUGCUGGGUCAAGAAGUCCCAGUUUUGGCAGUGUUCAGGCUGCUGCCCGGUACGAAGAAGCUGCUGUUCAGAGACAGGAACUAGAAUCAGUAAAGAAGGAGAACGAAUCGUUGAAGCAGAAAAUUCGUGAACUAGAGAAGCAAUUGGCUGGAGAUGCCACUAUCAGUAUAAGCGAAACUACUGCACAGCGAUCUGGUACGAAUUUCUCUGCUUCUUAG